Molecule: messenger RNA, 1849 nt
Organism: Pseudo-nitzschia multistriata
Lineage: Eukaryota; Bacillariophyta; Bacillariophyceae; Bacillariales; Bacillariaceae
Source: the annotation of a GenBank genome assembly
AAGUUUCGGAGGAUUCUCGCGUUUCUCUCGCUCAAAAAACCAAGCACGUGUGAAAAAACCGAGUACGGCAUCCCUGUAGGUCGCGUAAUACUAGCGCAAUGUCAGUUUCGCCCAUCUUAGUUCCUCUAUCAAAAACAUUUUUCGAAAACUGAAGUUGGCGAAACAAGGUCACCAUUAGGUAUCCCACCGUCACUCCACUUUCGUGGAUAGAAUAAUUCAAUCUGGAAAAGAAACCAAACAUCGACCAAGAUCCAGGGCCAUGAUGUUCAAAGCAGCCUGUACCAUUUUACUUUGCACUCUUGCUGCAGUAAAUGCAGCUAAGGAUGAUGAGUACUAUCGUGCCGGAAUGGGAAACCCAAAUGUUGAUCUGAAAAUGUACUGGGCCGAUGCCCACAAUGUGAUCCAAGAUUUAGAUGAGUUCUCCUACCUAUACAUUCAGUACCACAACUGUGCUUGGACUCAAAAUAGGAACACAAACGAGGAGCAAGAGUCGGGAAGUGGGGACGAAACCGAUUACUGGUACAUGGGAGCUACUCCUUCGUAUGCAGCCAACGUAGCCUUUUCACUUUAUGGAUCGCUCAAGGGAGAAAAAUUCAAGGGUUGCAACGAAAACACCUUCAUUAACAGCUUCACCACCAACCAGGGGUUUGAAGGUUUUGCUUCCGCCAUCUACUACGCAGGAGCUACAUCGACGGAUUAUUCCGGAGUCUAUUCUUCCGAGUGCCAGGGUGGAGCUGGGAUUGCCUGUGAUUACGAUGUUGGCUUUGCAAGUGUGACGUACAGCACUGAUACCUGCAAUCCUGCGUAUGCCACUGGCAUUACGGACACACUUUCUUACAUGAACAGUGAUUUCAAAUCGGCGCAGUGUGUCAAGAUUUACGAUUACCAACAGAGUUACAAUUCGGGCAACCGAGAGCUCAAAAAAACAGAAAGCAAAAACGAAGCCGAACAAGAYGGCAAAACCGAGAUUGACGAAAAUACGGACAAGGAGGACCGUAAUCUUCAAAACAACUACGGAUACGGAUACAACAACUACGGUUACGACAGCUAUUAUGGCUACAACAACAAUUAUGACUACUCCGGAACGCCCCUCUCAAUCUUGUACUAUUCACACGCUUGUUUCAUCCAAAACUAUUGGGAUCCCGACGGUGGCUGCCCCGAUCCAUACGGCAAAUUGGAAUACUACCAAGAAAACUUUAACAAGGGUGUCCGCAUGUCGAUGAAAGUAGAUACAUACGUUAACUACCGUGCCAACAUGAAAAUCGGGCAGAGAUAUGUCGGGAUCGGUGUGUUCCUCUUUAUGACCGCAGUAGCAAUGCUCGCGACAGAACAAUACAUGGCCUACAAAGCUAAGAAGAGAACUAACAAGUCGAAAACUUCCGAUUCCCUAAUGAAGCCAGGUUCCCACAGGAAGAAAACUGUAGUGGAGCUGGUAUCUACGACGGGCAACAAAAUCAAGAAGAGUGUUCGGGGAUCUUCGAAGGGCAGAAAGAAGAAAUCGUCUAAGAAAAAGCCUACUCCUAACAAAGUCACCACUGAGGACUACGAUGCGCCAACACUUGAGAUGACUGACGCCUAAACUAGGGAAGCGAAAGCAGAAAGCCGGAUCGGGCUUUUUGGCCGCAAAAUUGGUGAAUCACCAAAUCAAUUACUAACUCAAAGCACUCGGGUCUUCUUAGUGGAGAGACCCAUAUCCUCUACCUGUUUCCAGUUUGAUAACAAAACUUAACCAAAUGUACUUUUAAUGUUCGUGUACUCCUCCCAAGAUAUUAUUGAUAGUAGCACAUGACUUCGCUUUCUUUGCGGAAAGCUGAACAGAGCUUUCAGACAAUAAUUUUAUAUCAUAAUU